UGUCACUUGGCUGGAGGUAAGGCAGGGAUUUGUAGUUUUCCAGUCACCGUUCAAGAUUCUGAUGUUCGUCUUCCUCCCUUUAGGAAUUUGGAUGAUUUCUUGCGUGGCUCUGCCCGAUUUUCACUGCCGGAUCCUAGAGACCCAGCGCGAUGGAACAACCGCAUAAUCAACAACUUGCUUUAUUACCAGACAAACUAUUUGGCGGUUGUAAUGGCUGUGUUGCUGCUAGUAGGGUAUUUUCAACCACUGAAGACUUUACUUGGUGGAGCUGUGCUGACGCUGAUCUUUGUGGGAUUUGUGUGGGCAGCAGAGAAUAAACCUUUUGUCCGCAGAGUGCGUCGUAACUACCCAACCUCAUGUUUGUUGAUCAUCCUGACAGCCAGUUACUUCCUUUUAUCACUGCUGGGUGCCAUGGCAGUAUUCCUGUUCGGAAUUACAUUCCCAAUGCUCUUGAUCCUUAUUCAUGCUUCUUUGCGCCUGCGAAACCUGAAGAAUAAAAUUGAGAACAAGAUUGAGAGCAUUGGCAUGAAGAGGACCCCCAUGGGGCUGCUACUGGAGGCUCUGGGACAAGAACAGGAGGCUGGCUCGUAAUCAACGGCUGGUAGCAUCAGACCAGAGAAUGGAAUACUUCAUGUGUAAUGCUGCACGUACGCACACACGCACCUGUGGGUCAUCUUCCAAGUGCAGUCUGUUGCUCCACAUUUUCUUCCAAGAUGCAGCAGAUCUUUUCCAAGAAUCCAGCUCAAGCUUUGAUAUAUAAACAGGAGAACUUCAGAACUUUAGCUGUCAUGUUUUUCCCGCCAUAUUCUCACCAUUAAAUUAUCACCAUUAAAUUUCAAACCAUGACAUCUACUCUCACAUCCAUCACCAUUGCAUUCAGUAGUACAGUAUGUCCAUGACUUUCUGUGUUUUUAUAUUUAUGUAAAACUUCAGUUCACUUUCUAGAGAGCGAAAGACAGUGCUGCCUAGUGAUUUAUGUAAAACUUCAGUUCACUUUCUAGAGAGCGAAAGACAGUGCUGCCUAGUGACCAAUGCUUCCACUGCCUUUUUUUAUUUUUUUUUUAUUUUUUGCUUUAUUUUCCUUUUUUGGCAAAACUAGAAUUUUAAGACAUUUGUGUUUGCACCUAGAUGGCUUUUGUCCUUCAUCUUGGAUGCACUCACCUCAUUCGGCACAGUUAAAAUUUUUAGAAACCCUUGGAGCUUUCCACCUUAAGGGAAAGAAAACAUUUAUAGAUAAAGAGCUCUGGGCAUGUGCAAUAAAGGAGCACUCUGCUAUGUAAUAACA
Messenger RNA from Protopterus annectens (West African lungfish), 1285 nucleotides. RefSeq names its product PRA1 domain family member 2 (gene PRAF2). NCBI's taxonomy places the organism in Eukaryota, Metazoa, Chordata, Ceratodontiformes, Protopteridae. The annotation marks the transcript as partial. The record is from RefSeq and is a predicted model, not a curated record. Gene Ontology annotation, cellular component: membrane. The transcript has 3 exons.